This is a messenger RNA of Trichoplusia ni (cabbage looper), 5420 nucleotides long. RefSeq lists its product as uncharacterized. Gene Ontology annotation, molecular function: zinc ion binding. The record is from RefSeq and is a predicted model, not a curated record. The transcript has 2 exons. Bases 619 to 1980 code for a protein of 453 amino acids. NCBI's taxonomy places the organism in Eukaryota, Metazoa, Arthropoda, Insecta, Lepidoptera, Noctuidae.
AAAUACCUCUUCAUUAAAAUGCCAUCCUAGUUACAAAGCCAGACAAAACAAUCUUUUUCUCAACAGGAUGCACAUACCUUUCAAACGGACAACUAAAUUACAAGAAUCACUUGUUAGUUGUUGCAUCUAUAAAAAAAUAAAAACCCUGCAAUUUCCAGUCAGUGCACAUAUUAUAAGGCAAUUCACACUCGGCUCACGCUCAAGCCAUGCCAUGCCGCAUGCCAGCCCUCACUGGAUACUACGGAGCACGUUAGAAAGCGACCUUGCAUUACCUAACUUCUACUCAGGCGCAUUACGUACAUAUGCGUACAGGCGGUCGUUGAUUAAAAUAUACAGAUAAAGAACGAACUGAAAUCCAAGGUUGUUUAUAAAAGUUAGAUUACAAUUUAUGUAACCAAUCUUGUCGAUUUAGCCUUGAGUCGAGCCUUGAGGAAGAGUUUUCUUACCAAAGAAUAAUAUUUACCCACUAUACGGAACGUGCACGACACCAGCGCCACCAUGUAAACGCAACAAAAGGGGAGUAUGUCAAACAGUGAAUGACAAGUGCAUAAUGUUUAUUGUUCUAAAAUAAAUAAAGUAAAUAUAUAGAAAGACAAUAAAUAGUGUUUUUAUAGAUAUAUGUUAAAAACAAUUAAGGAGAACAUGGAUGUGAUUAUAAAAACUGGUUUUGAGAGUGUAAAACAUGAAAUAAGUUUCCAGCCCCAAACUAUGCUGAAGGGAAAAAAAAUGGUUUUAGCUGAACACGUAAGGAAUGUCGAAGAACUAAGAACUAAUGGCAAUAGUUAUUUAAUACGAGCAAACAUCAUUCGUCAAACAUCGGUGACCGUAACACCCUAUAACACAAGUUUAAACAUAAAUAGUUCUCGGGUUGUCACCGGAGUAAAGUGCAGCUGCGUUUACAACCAAAGCGGCAAAUGCAAACAUGUUGCUGCUCUAAUAUGUUACAUUAACGACAAAGUUAGUCAUUCAAAAACAAGCUGUGAACAACAAUGGGGCAAACCCAGCAUUCGUCAAUUUGUUCAAUGUAAAUACUCCAAAGGGAGGUACUUUCAAGAUAUGUUUCCAUCAGUAUCCAAGACUGAAUGUUGUAAACCACAAUCAAUAAUAAGGCAUGAUGAAUUAUUGCAAGAGUCAUCGUUGAAACAAAUAUUACAGGCAACAGAGCAGACUCUAGAUUCAAACCUAGUAACUGAAGUUGUGUCUGAUACAUCGGACAAAGUUGAUUUGGAAAAAGAAGACUGCUUAGCUUGUUUAAACUUUUUUUUUACAGUUAAGAGUGAAUUUCAAUUAUACAAACGUGAUUACCCGCUAGCAGAAAAUCUAGAAGAAUAUUAUAAGAAAUAUGUAGCUGUAACGAAUGAAGACAUAAUUAACAUUUGUUGUAAUACAAUGAAGCAAUCAGACUGUCCAAACUGGUAUGCAAUUAGACACUUGAGGAUAACUGCAAGUAAAAAUAUACAUAGUAUAAAAUCACGUAAAACCAAAUCCAUAGAAAGUUUAGUGUCAAGUAUUUUAAAACCAAAGAAAAUUGAUUGUGUUGCAACCCGGUAUGGCUUAUGUAAUGAAAAAGAUGCUAUAUUACUUUACGAAAAAAUAAAUUUCUGUAAAGUGAAAACUGUUGGUGCAAUUAUUAGUAAAGAGCAACCUUGGCUGUGCGUUAGCAUUGAUGGAGUAGUGGUUGAGGAUGGAUGUGUGACAAAGCUUGUCGAAGUGAAAUGUCCAAUUUCAUGUGAAAAAAAACCUGUAGUUGACUUUGCUAAUAAUUUAUGCAAUGUGGAUUACUUAGUUCUUAUAAACAAUGUUUUAGAAAUAAGGCAAAGCCAUCCAUACUACACUCAAGUCCAGUCACAAAUGUAUGUGACUGGAAUGACAAUAUGUGAUAUUUUUGUCUAUUCACCAUUGAGAAAUGCCAGUGUGGCUGUACAAGUUAACCGUGAUGAACAAUUCAUUGAAGAAAUUAAGAUUCGUCGAAUUAAUUAAUUUUCCUUUUGUAUGUUGCACAACACAAUGCGAGCAACACAAUUCGCACUUGUUGAUUCGUACGUUUUGACAUGAAAGCAUUUCGUGACAAAAGAUGUAAAUGCUUAUUGCGUACGGUUUAAGUAUUUAUGAAAUCCAAAGGCCAGUCACUUGUUUUGUCAUUUUAAGAGUGCUUGCGUAGUGAACACAAGCAUUGGCUCACACCUUUAAGUACCAGGAAAGCAUAAUAACAUAAGAGGUUACAAAAUGUUUCUGCAAGAGACGUUGUUGUCAUUUAGUUAAUUUGUAAUUCAACAAGUUAGAUGCUUGUGCGGUCAGGUUUUCACUAACUUAUAUUAAAUUACGAAAAACGUCAAGCCAUCAAAAGUAAAUUAUGUUCGCGUUAGUUUCCCGUUUUACGUAAUUUAGGUAAUAUAAUAAACUAGCUGUUGCCUAGCGAGCUAAAAAUAACACAAAAUCGCGAUGAAAACUAUGCCAAUCCAAAUUACAAAUUUCAUCCGAAUCCGCUUAGCAGGUUUUACGUGAAAGACUCACAAAGUUCAAUCUUCCAAAUUAUCCCGUUUUAAAUAGUAAUAGGAUAACUAAUUUGCUUAAUAUCAUAGUGACAGUGCUAAUACUCGUACGACAUAACUUUUUUCCUUAUUGAGCCAACUUUAGCGGUCAAACGCUGGUAUGUAGUAGCGGUCAAACGCUUUCCAGUUCAUAGUCGUCAUUCCAGAGACUUUCUACCAUAACGGUUUUUACUGUCUGUUCUGCGAAUUGUGGAUUACCUUCAUCCAUGUUAUUUCAUCUUAUGCCUAUGACGAUCAGUUUUGUAUAUACGAAAAAUAUUAUGAGAGGUUUUGGGAUUAUCAUCGCCUAUAAUCUCUUAAAUAGGCCAACUGUUGUUUUGAAUAAUUAGGAGAGCAUAAAUGCCGUGUUAUCAAUGACAUAAGAAACUUAUAAGUAAUUUACACAUAACACAAUUACAUAAAAUCAAAGUCCACGCAAUCUGAGUUAGUUUAUUCAAGCGCGCAACUGAUAUUUUUGGCUAAUAAUAAAGACAUUGAAAAAUAUUACGUAUUUAUCAACAUAAUUAGUUUUUAACACUUUGAACUCAUUUGGGGAAAGACAAGACAUGAUUUAUUUAGAUUAUUUAUUUCAUUAAUGUUAACUUAUACACGAGGUCAGUAAAUGUUAGAUAAUAGACGUCAUUAUUUUGCAUUACACAUUUUUUAUGGCACCCUAGUAUACGCACUUGAGCAUGCUUGAACUGACUCUACUUUCCAUCGCGGUAUUAAUUGAUGCAACAUUCCACAGUAACAAGUAUGUAUUUAUUCCUCGCGUCGUCGUUCACAUGGGGCCGAGUUAAACCUGCACUUAGGGUGCAAAUAUCUAGGUAUAAAUUGUACGUCGACAGAUAAAUUGCAAACUACAACGUAACAAGUUAGCGUGUGCAAUUUUAUUUUAAACUUGGGGACAAGGUUUUUUUGGCCAUUGGUCUUUUUAUCCACUUUCUACGUCUAUUAACAACUUGCAGGUUUCUUAACAAGUCUCUUUUGUACUUUUUUAGAUGUGAUACAAUCAACCGCGUCGCGUAGCGUUACUUUAUAAGGGCUGAAUUACAAAACAAUGAGUAAUGGAGCGUUUCCUAACGAGGAGAGCUGACAUUAAAAUAUCAGGAGCUCGUGGGUGUCCGCCCACGGACCUUGCGGCGCAUUCACCCUGCACAGUUCAACGGACACUUACUUUUGCGCACAACCUGAGACAGACAACGAAAAAACUAAAUCUUUCUGCGAACAAAACGUGACAAUCUAUUCCAUCACAGAAUCGCCUGUCGUUACAUAAAAAAUAAAGUAGCGCACAUUUUUGUCAGAUGAGAUAAUCAAGUGUCGGCAGCGCUCUACAAAGUGGUUCGAAAUCGGAGCUGGUUUUUUGUUCCUGAAAUCGUAACUUUAUACGGUUCUAUUGUCGAGUUUCCGAGUGUCGAAUCACGAUUUCAGAUAGAAUAGCUAAUAUGUGAAAAGAAGACUGCCGUAACAAAACGAACAAUGCUCACUGUUCAAACAGAAACAAAACAAAGUCCUGCACUAAAACAUGGUCGUAAUCAUUAAAAGAGUCAUCAAAGCCGCGCGGGUGGGCGGGCGCCUACUACGCACUCGCCGACUAACCUGCCCGUUCGGAAAUCCCCGCCGACACUACAAGCUUGUACUGAAUGGGGAACCAUGCAUAUGGUUUGGUUAAUAGUUGAAUUUCAAGCGUGGGUCGUUCACCUCGGGUGUCGAUGGAUGGUAAACAUUAAAAAAAAACUCGCCGACUUUAAGAAGCUACAAAUAUUCUUGGGCGUUACGUUGUUAAACCGGAUCUCGUGUAGGUAUUUUAUUAACCUGUGUAGUUAAUAGCCAUUGUACUCGUGUGUACUGAAUACGUUUCGGAAUAACUCGAUGACAGUUGGUUUAGUGAACUUUGGUGAUUAUUGUUACUUUACGGUGCUAUUGGAUUUUUACAUACGUUUGUGGUAUGAAAAUGAGGCGAAAGUCAGCCUGUUGAUACACCAAAAAAACGCCGAAAAUUUGUUGAUUCCAGAUUAAAACCGGUCUGUUGGCAGCCCUGCACGUAAUGUGUGUCAUGUUGGGAAAACAUACAGCCAGUGCUUGCACAAACAAACCAGGUUAAAGAUCGCAACAUUAUUUUCAAAGUUGAAGCUUUAUACCUAUUGUUUGGUACUCAUCACUAUGAACACUGCUGAAAAUGCCAAUAAUCCUGGGACUUAUGACAGAGCACAUCAUAAAAAAACAAGCCCUUCAUAUAUAAUUGCUAUUUUAUAGCGUCAUCAAGUAGAUAAAAUACAAAUUUUAUGUACAGUGUGUAUAUUUGCAAACAGACUACUAGGGAAGCAGGGGUCCAAACAACAUGAGUCGUGUGCACUAGACCCAAACAGAGAUGGCUAGACGACUCCUUUUGUGAAUUGUCCCCAAAAACAUCUGAACCGUAAGGUCUGAAAGGAAGAGGAAGGCUUUGUCCGACACCGUGUUACAAUAUUUAGUUUAAACAAGUGAAAAACAAUGACUCAGCUGCCUUGAGAUCUGGUCUGGACUUUGUGACGUAUCUGUCAAACAGCAAGGCAAUCUCAUCUUGGUAAAACUAUUUUUAGCAUGCACAUUUUCUAUAAGCAGCUUAAGUGCAGAAAUACCAGGAUACCAUAAAAGUUAUGAAUGAACGAACGCUACGUGUCGACGAUGUAAACCUUCGCAAGGAGGGUUUGGUUCUAGUUAUCGUUUUGGACUAUAUCGUCUGACUCAGUCAUUCAUGGCUUGAAUAAGAAUUAGGUUUACAAUCAUAUCAGCUGUGUGCUUCAAUGACUAAUGUAAUAUUUUUUGUGUGAAGGUCAUCUGUGUUAUGUUGUCAUUUUGAUUAAUAUUUUAUAGUAAACUAGCUGACCCAGCAAACGUUGUUUUACC